This is a messenger RNA of Owenia fusiformis, 1993 nucleotides long. Lineage: Eukaryota; Metazoa; Annelida; Polychaeta; Sabellida; Oweniidae. The record is from the annotation of a GenBank genome assembly.
AUUUAUUUUACCCAUAACGUUUUUACUAAAUGUUGGGUAUUUGUACACAAAAUGAGAUGAAUUUCGGAUUACAUAGAAUUUCUUUACCUGUCUGUAUAUGUUGAUGAGGAAAUAGGCCAAUGAGAACAAGAAUAUAACGGCUAAAACCCAACGUUUUCUCAAAAUUCUUGAGUUCAGCAUCUCACUGUAAAUAUUUUUAUUGCUCUAUCUGCGCAUGCGCGAAACCAAUUAACUCUUCAAAUGAGAAGAUAGUUCCCAAAAUAAACUUCUCCCGAUCCAAGAACAUCGCAAUUUAUGCGUCAUAUCACGGAAACGUAGCAAGAUCUAACACUAAUUAUUAUUUAGGACAUGGGCCAGGAUGUCUACCACCUGCCCCCUGGAUGAUAUUCCCUAUGACAAACAUUGCUUUAACAUUGACGAUCGCUACACCAACCAUCCACUAUGGAUGACAGAGGAACACUUUCGCUACCAACUCUACAGAGAUGAUGCGGGGCUGCUGCAGUGCAAGAAAUCAAAGAAAGGAGAAUUCAUCAAGUCGCCAAGGCCACUCUUCCAGCUAAGCCUCUACCAGACUGUAACAGACCACAACGCCUUGCACAAGCUAGCCACAUUUCCCAGUAAUGUGUACUCUCAUCUGCUGACAGAGGCUAUUUACCAAAGGGAGGUCUAUGCUAUAAGAUACUUGGUAUCGACAUGGCCCUCCCCAGUGCUCUGUAUUUACGAUCAUCUUCCAUUGGAAGAUUAUCUGGACGACAACUAUCUGACACUCCCCCUGGAGGGACACGACCGAACUAGCAUGCUCGAUGGAUUUAUGCUCGGACUGCUUGAUCUGAAACCUGAAUCGAAACUGAAGUUUGUUGACUUUACAAAGCUAGAUAAAGAUCGCAAAUUGUGUCGUGAGCUCUGCAGACUGCCAAUAUUAUGGACAACCAGGGAAGAUCGUUCCAUCGAAGCAGUCCAUGAGAAGCUCAACUGUAAACUAGAAAUCUCCAAGGACAAAGUGGAGCGUUACUUGAAUAGAAUCUCACUUAUUUAUAGCAAUGUCGACAUGGAGUUCAAGAAAGGAAAUGUUUUCGGUCCUAUAACAAUACUUUUCGAGUGUAAACUCACAAUGGAUGAUGUGCCAAUUGGCUUAGCUCUGUACCCUAAUACACCAUUCAAGUUUGCCUGCAGCAAGGUCUGGAUGGAAAACAUCCCUGAAAUACCACUUACUGCGAAACACCUCACCAAACUGGUGGAUCCAAAGCUCAUCACCCAUCUAGAGGUUGAGGAUAACAAUAUAACCCUCGGUGAGGAUAACCUUCUGGCACUCCUCCAUGGUCUGAAGAAAUUGCCGAAUCUCAUUGCGUUGAGUCUUCCAAUCACAAUAGAUGUCACUGUGCAGCAGGAUCUUGAGGUUGGCAUACAGCUGAAUAAAAUACUGCGUCAUCUCCGCUGGUUACGCAGACUUAAUCUCAGCCAUUGUAACCUUGCGUAUCAACUAUCGGACAUUUUAGGUGGACUACAGCAACCAUUUGAGUAUCUGAACCUCAGAGAUUGUCGUCUCGCUGACCAGGAUUUGUACUUUUUACUCAACUGGUCGCAGUUGAUAUAUCUCCGGGAAUUGAACUUAUCCCGGAAUAAUUUACGGCAGCUUACAAGCAUGUUGUGUCAAAUGCUGCAGCGCAUGUGUUUUCUAACAGUGUUCUCAGUGUCGUAUUGUUCCCUGAAUAAUUCAGAACAGCGCAUGAUAUUAAGGACGGCUAUUGAUAACUGCCCCGGGCUCAAAUGUCUCAGCAUGCAGGGGUUCACCCCUAUCCCGAAAGAAUCUAUAACACUAAUACUCAACGAUGCAUCUAGUCUACGUAGCAUCCAGCGUCUGAAUGUUCUCCCAGAGUUCUAUGCAUUUCCGGGAAAUAAUGAUGAGGAUCGGGAAAGGAAUAAAGCCAACUAUGUCAGGUUCUGUUAUGCGUUGCUGCUACAGAAGAAACGGUUGGAUAUUGAAGUUGAAUAA